AGCUCGAGGCGAGGGCUUUACUCUCGCGCUGGCAGUUCGACUCUGGGAAUUAUGAACAGAGCUGGUCAAACCUACACGUUGUUUUGAAUUUAUUGCGAGAGAAUUGAGACCAUGGACAUCGGAACCCGCGUCUUGUUAGCCUUCCUCGUCUGUCAGGUGGCCUGUGCAGGAGCUGAGGAAAAAGAGGAGGGGCCCUGCGUACCUGGCUUCCAGGUGAAGGAGUACCAGGUGGAGUACAGCGGAGGAUUCCAGAAGGGGGUGCCACUCCUGCAAGUGCACUUUGACGACUGUGCGGGAAACGAGGGGGUGACGUUCGAGGUGUCGCACCCUGGUUUGGUGGUGGACGGGGACAGGAAGCUGGUCCCGCGGGGGGACGUGGAGAACGGCACGGUCGUGCUCAUACACGGGCGGAGCGCCCACGCCCACGACACGGCGCGGCUGCACAUCACCAACGCCACUCCCAGAUCUGCUGAGAGCCUCCGGGAGAUUUUGGGACUGGGACAGGCACUCAACAGGACUAAGAGGUCCCUGCUGGUCCCCCCGAUGUAUGUACCUGAAAACCAGAGGGCCCCGUUCCCAAAAUCCAUCGGCAAGGUGAUUACGGUGGAAAAGCAGGAGAACCACAGCUUCCGGCUGACGGGGAAGGGUGUGGACCAGGAGCCCAAGGAUGUGUUCAGCAUCAACAGGAUGACCGGGGAGGUGAUGGUCAGCCGACCACUCGACAGAGAGGCCAUCGCCUUCUACCACCUGCAAGUGUCCACCACAGACCCUUCCGGAAAGACCGUGGAGGGGCCAGUCCAACUGGACGUGUCGGUGAUCGAUCAGAACGAUAACCGUCCCAUCUUCAGCGAGACGCGAUACGCGGGGGAGGUUCUGGAAGGUUCUGCUACAGGAACCACAGUGAUGACGAUGACGGCGUCGGACGCGGACGACCCCAACACGGAAAACGCCGUCUUGCGCUACAUCAUCGUCAAGCAGUCACCUGACAAGCCUUCUCCCAACAUGUUCUACAUCGACCCCGAGAAGGGCGACAUCGUCACGGUGAUCUCACCCAAGCUGCUGGACAGAGAGACCCUGCCGACCACGCAGUACGAGCUGGAGAUCGUGGCGAAGGACAUGGCGGGAAGCGACGUGGGCCUGACCGGCACGGCGACCGCCACCGUCACCAUCACCGACAAGAACGACCAUGCCCCCGAGUUCACCCAUUCGCUGUUCCAGGCGUCGGUGCAGGAGGGCUGGACCGGCGUGGUGCUGAACCUGACGGUGGACGACCGCGACGACCCAGCGACGGGCGCCUGGCGGGCGGCCUACUCCAUCAUCAACGGCAACACGGGCCACAGCUUUGAGGUGCACACCAACCCGGACAACAACGAGGGCAUGCUGUACGUGGUGAAGCCAUUGGACUACGAGAGCACGGCGUUCCACACGCUCCUGAUUAAGGUGGAGAACGAGGACCCCCUGGUGCCGGACGUGGGCUACGGGCCGAGCUCCACAGCGACGGUGCACGUGCAGGUCCUGGACGUCAACGAGGGUCCCGUCUUCUUCCCCGACCCCAUGAUGGUCACCAAGCGCGAGAACGUUCCGCUCGGGAGCUUGGUCGCCACGCUCAACGCCACAGACCCCGACCUUCUGCAGAUACAGUCCGUCAGGUAUGCAGUGCUGAAAGACCCUGCAAACUGGCUCGUUGUUAACCCAGUCAGCGGUACAGUCAACACCACGGCCAUUUUGGACCGCGAAUCACCCUUCGUCCAUGAGAACAGAUACAGCGCAGUCUUCAUGGCUACAGAUAAUGGUAGCCCUCCGGCAACUGGCACUGGGACACUGAUAAUCACGCUGGAAGAUGACAACGACAACGCCCCCAGCGUGUACCCGACUGUAGCGCGGGUGUGUGAGGACGCCAAGGAUCUGAGCGUUGUGAUGGUGGGGGGCCAGGACAAGGACAUUAGCCCCAACGCCGCCCCCUUCAGGAUCGAGCUGGGAAAACAGCCUGGGCUGGAGAAGAUGUGGAAAGUCACCAAGGUCAACAACACACACUCCCAGGUCACACUGCUGCACAGCCUCCAGAGGGCUAACUACAACCUCCCCCUGCUGGUGACGGACUCCGGCAUGCCCCCACUCUCCAACAGCACCGACAUCAAGGUCCAGGUCUGCACCUGCAAGAAGAGCAAGAUGGACUGCAGCGCUGCCGACUCGACCCGGUCCAGCCUGGUCCUGCUCUGCCUGCUUCUGCUCUCCCUCCUCUUCCUGUACCUGGAAUAAAGAUUGAAGACUAAGGUCUAUGUGAUGAUGUCUGUGCGAAUUGCUGUUGUAUACAGGGUGAUACAUCUGUAUCAAGAAAAAGCAGGAAAAUGUAUUUGUCUGUUGGAAAAUGUAACAUGAUGUUAAUGCAAUUUAUCUAUCUUGGUUUUCCUUAACUUGCAUUUGCAGAGGUGUUAUUUUCGCAGAUAGCUAGCUCAUGCACCUUACAGUGCUGCCUUACAGAGUGGGUAAAACUUUUUUUUCCUUUUAUUUUCCUUUUUUUUAACCAUAUGUUCCUUGGGGCCUAACUUACCGGUUGGCCAUAGACACAAAUUUGUAAACAAACUCAGCUGAACCAACACUUAGCUCACUGCUCAUGUUAGCCAACCUGACUUAUUCAUAGAUUUAAUAUUUUUUAUAGCGUUUUAGCAGAGAGACAGUUUAUUUUAGAAUGACAUUGGUUAGACUAUUUAGAUGGCUACUGUAGUUUGCUGUCGUUUGUUCAGCUUCUGAAGUAACUGAUAGCAUUAGCUAGCUGUAGCAUCAGUCUGGAGAGUCUAAAUACUAACCUCGCUGGGUGGGUUUUUAGAUGUCUAAUAAAAUUCGAUGUAGUGCAUCCUCCAUCCAAAAUCUCAGUCCAACUCGUCUUACAUGCAACCAUUUGUUUGUUGUUUGCUAAGUUUUAUAUCCAAAUGCAAUCAUUCCAAGUAUAUCCUUGGUGGACAUGCAUGCUCAAAAAGUGUGCAUGCGUUACCAAGUUAAGCUCAGACAUCUUAACUUGGAAAAGAAUAGCCAGAGUCUCAAACUCUGGCAUAAUCUAUAACUAAUCUAUAACAUACAAUUCCAACUCGAGUAAUAAUGAGAGACACAACAUGUCCUUUUUGUACUUUAAUAAAUGAUUUUGCCUUUCCUCCGAAAUCAGGCGUAUCACUCGUGCCUCCAAGCUUUUCAACAAUCUUUUCAACUGCAAAUGGAGGAGUGUCACAACAAAAUGAAUUAGCAAAAAAAGUUGAAGGACAAACUUUAAUUGGCUUUCCUCAAGCUACUUUUGAAAGUUUAAAGAAGCAGUUCACCCAAAAAUGCAAUUAAAGUAUGUUUCCACUUACCCUGAGUAGUAUCUGUCCAUGCAGAUAGUUUUGCUGAAAUGUGUUGCGCUUUCUGAAUAUUUGAUGUAGUUCACCCUGGUAAAGUGCACCAUAAGGGUCCUUUGUCCUGUGGCUUUCAAAGUGUCAAUAAUUUACAUUUCAUAUAAAUUAAACCCAUUAAUAUCCCAACCAUGAAUUUAAAAGCUGCUAUGUGCUUCACUAAAGUAAUAAAGUUAGUUACGAACAAGUUUGAGGGUUUUUCUCCUCCUAGUUAUUUACCUCAUAGGCUAUUUGGGGGCUUAGGGCUGAUAUUUCCCAUUUUCCCUUCUGUUUACUAUGUAAAGUGUCUUUGUCAACUUUGAAAACCAUUAUACAAAUAAAAUGUAAUUGAAUUGUGAAGUUGUUGCAUUGACACAUCCCGUCAGCAGCACUCAAGUUUCAUAAUAGUCCGCCUGAGGAGAACUGGCUAUAUCUGAUUAUAUUUAUUAUUUUUAAACUAAUCACUGAAUUGUUAAUCAAGGCAAAUUACUGAAAGCAGGUUGAGACCAAUUAUCGGUUCAAGGGGUUUCCUCCUCAAUAAUCAGCUUAGCAGCUGCCAUUGCGUAUAGCAACUGCAUCAUUUUUUUUCUCAAAAUAGUUUUCCAGCAUGGAAUGGAUGAGUUGUUACUCGCUCCCUUUUUGCACCCCACUGUAUUUGUUAGGAUUAAUUAAUGAUGUACAUAUACACAAACAAAGCUGUACAGAUGUGCCUCUCAGUAAUUACUUACCUGUAGUUAACAACUAUGUUAGUUAAUACCAAUAAAUGUAACUUUAUUGGAAUGUUACACGAAAACCACUUGACAAAAAUGAUGAAAAUUGACCACUUGUUACAUUCUUUUAUUUAAUGUCAAUAUCAAGUUUCAUCAUGUCAAUGUUCAUCACUCGUCUCGUCUCAUUCUUUGUCUUUGUGUCAGUGCUAGACUUCGUUUCUCAUCAGCAUCACAUAUUGCCCUGCUUUCUCCACUUGAGUAAAAGUGAAUCAAGGUCAUUGGCUUCUUUGUAGAAUGCAUACUCAAGUUUUUGCUGAGCCACUCUCAAUGCUCUGAACACAAGGGGCACAUCUGCCAUUCCCCAUCCACCUAUGUGCUCCCUUUGAGAUCAGAAGACCACUUGGCAUUGCCAACAAUGAAAACUUUUAGUGUUAAUCGUUUCUGAUCGACAUAUUGAAGAUGAACUUGGUCAGUGAAAUUGUACUUUUGUUCAUGAAAUUGAUCAGUGAAUUUUGAAGUAAUCUACUCGCACUCUGUCUGUUGCCACCCAGAGCCACUAUAACACAGACGUGUCAUUGUAAUACUAUGUAACUGUCUCUGACAACAUACAGCGGCUUUCUUCCCAGUUGCAACUUGCAUAUAAUCUUACUGGAGAGUUUUUACAUAAUAUUUCACAAUUUUUUCCCAUCAGUUUAACACUGUUACAUAAACAUUAUGGGGGGAGAUAUAUAAAACAAUAGAAUCUUCAUGCAAUGAAUAUAUUAUUUCUGUAUGUUUGCCAUUACUGGGUCAAAAUGAAUUAAAGUCGAUUUUAUCAUACCUUGCAUGGCAAAGGAUGCAUUAAAUAAAUAAGAUUGUGUCUUUUUUAUUUAAUUCCACUCUGUUGUUAAAAACUGC
Molecule: messenger RNA, 4969 nt
Organism: Conger conger (European conger)
Lineage: Eukaryota; Metazoa; Chordata; Actinopteri; Anguilliformes; Congridae
Gene: cdh13
Product: cadherin 13, H-cadherin (heart)
Exons: 14
Coding region: 112-2259 (715 amino acids)
Biological process (GO): cell-cell junction assembly; adherens junction organization; calcium-dependent cell-cell adhesion
Cellular component (GO): adherens junction; plasma membrane; catenin complex
Molecular function (GO): calcium ion binding; cadherin binding
Source: RefSeq, a predicted model, not a curated record